AUGUCACACAGCAAAAGAAACACCUCCCUCGCCUUCUUCACAUCCCAUGAGCGCGAGGAGCUCAAAGCCCACUGGGGCUCGAAGUCUACUCGCCUGACCCGAGACUCAUUCUUACCUUUCGGCAGCUGCCAGCUCUGUUUACUAUCUGCCCGCGACCCUGUCGCAUGUCCCAGCCAUGGCCACCUCUUCUGCCGCGAAUGCGCAGUCAGCAAUCUGCUCGCCCAAAACCAAGAGCUAAAGCGGCUGAAGAAGGAGAGCGAGAGGAGGCAACUAGAGGAUGAAGAGGAGCGAAAUCUGAACGAGGAGACCGAUAAGGCAAAGGCAUUGGAGGAAUUUGAACGCACUCAGGCGGGCUUUACUUCGAAUGGCGUGAAGAGGAAGCGGCAAGCUGAUGUCGAGGACGGGUUCAAGCAUGGCACUGGCGACGAGAAGGCUUCAAAACGACGAGCUUCCGACAAGCAAGGCGCGGGCGAAGAGUCUUCCUUCUGGGUGCCGAGCAAGAUUCCAGACAAUAAGAAAGCGGAUGUGAAGACUAUCAAGGCCCAGCCCACUUGUCCUGCUGCAGCAGCAGACGAACAACAUCCCUUCACGUUGAAGACGCUGGUCGCAGUCAACUUCUCCGAGGACGACAGAACGGGCGACAAAAAUGCUCCGUCUACAGCAGAAGGAAAGGUGCGGGCAUGCCCAAGCUGCGACAAGGCCCUCUCAAACUCGACAAAAGCUGUUCUGGCGAAGCCUUGUGGACAUGUAUUAUGCAAGCCAUGCAGCGACAAGUUCCAGCGGCCGCCGGAGAAGACGGCGCACGAGGAGCAUGACGAGACGGUGCGGUGCUAUGUCUGUCAGGAGGAUGUCACGCCAGGUCGGAAGGUGAAGCAGAAGGAGGGGAAGGAGAAGGUAAAGGUGGAGCGAGGGCUGGUAGAGUUGAGUUCCGAUGGAACUGGGUUUGCGGGUUCCGGUAAGAACAUGGUGAAGAGGCAGGGCGUAGCGUUUCAGUGCUAG
Messenger RNA from Saxophila tyrrhenica, 999 nucleotides. RefSeq lists its product as uncharacterized. Lineage: Eukaryota; Fungi; Ascomycota; Dothideomycetes; Mycosphaerellales; Extremaceae. Bases 1 to 999 code for a protein of 332 amino acids. Gene Ontology annotation, cellular component: nucleus. The transcript has 2 exons. The record is from RefSeq and is a predicted model, not a curated record. Gene Ontology annotation, molecular function: ubiquitin protein ligase activity.